GUGGCGGCGCGGCACUCUCGGAGCCGAGCGCGAAGCAGAGACUCCACGGCCAUCUCGGAGCAGGUCAUGCCGCGCUCGUCGCCGCUCCUCUCGCUGCUGCUUCUGCUGCUGCCGCCGCUGGUCCCCGGGCUCGGGCUCCACGGCGCAGGCGGCCGGCACCCCGAGUGCGGCCCGUGCCUGCCCGAGCGCUGCCCUGCGCCCGUGCGCUGCCCCGCACCCGGGAUCGCGGCGCACGACGAGUGCGGCUGCUGCACGCGUUGCCUGGGCUCCGAGGGCGCGAACUGCGGGGGUCCGGCCGGCGCGCGCUGCGGCCCGGGACUGGUGUGCGCCAGCCGGGCCGAGGGGGCGGCGCCCGAGGGCACCGGGCUCUGCGUGUGCGCGCAGCGCGGCGCUGUCUGUGGCUCUGACGGCCGAACCUACCCCAGCGUCUGCGCGCUGCGUCUGCACGCCUGGCACGCGCCCCGCGUGCACCCGGGCCACCUGCACAAGGCACGCGAUGGCCCCUGCCAGUUCGCUCCUGUGGUCGUCUUGCCACCCCGGAGUGUUCACAAUGUCACUGGAGCGCAGGUUUACCUGUCCUGUGAGGUGAGGGCAGUGCCCACUGCGGUCAUCACGUGGAGGAAGGUCACACACUCUCCUGAGGGCAUUGAGGUACUGGAGGAGUUACCUGGGGACCACAUCAAUAUAGCUGUUCAGGUGAGAGGGGGCCCUUCUGACCACGAGGCCACAGCCUGGAUCUUGAUCAGUCCCCUGAGAAAGGAAGAUGAGGGCGUGUACCAGUGUCACGCGGCCAACGUGGUUGGGGAAGCCCUAUCCCACGGCACAGUGAUGGUCCUAGAUCUGAGCAGAUAUAAAAGUCCCCGCUCCCUAGCUCCAGCUGACCGCCUGUGAUGGACAAAGGGUCUUAGAGACAUUGAUCACAGGAUAACAGAAAAGUCAAGUACUGGAUCUUUCUGCUUUGUGAAGACUUGGAAAAACUGUGUUUGUAGAUGAUCUCUUUUGUAUGUUUUUCAAAAUUGGAUGUGAACUAAAUUCAUAUGCAGAUGUAGUUUUUAGCAGGGCAAACAUGGGGGAAAUAGACGUGCAUGUAGCUUUUUUAUACUUUUGGAAUGAUUGUUCCAUGCCAAUUCUUUUUUAACUACUCCCUCCCAAGGAGAUCAUAUAAUAGUAUGUUUGUAAUUCUAAAGGGCUCAAAACAAGGCAUGUGUCGACUGUGACUCACACCUCAUGUGUCUAUGACUGAUUAGUGGGUGCUCUGUGAUUUAGUGUGUAUUGUAGAAGGAGGGAGGAAGGUCCCAAUUCUCCUCAGCCUGUUUUUCACUUGCUGUGUGACCUUACAGAUCUCUUCCCCUCUCUGGGCCUUGAUCCUUCACCUGUGAUUGUGGCAUUUGAACUGAGGUCACCAGUAUCCCUCCUAGCCCUGCCAUCCUAGAGUAAGAUAGCCCUAAACAAAAAUACAGGAAGUGUGGUCUUAGCAUUCUUCUUAAAAUGAUAUUCCCCCCAAAACGAAUUAUCACCUCAGACCAGGGUGUGGACAGCUGGUGUGGCUUUUCUCUUCCCGCCUUUUCCCCAAUUUAAGAUUUAGUCCUAGAUGGGACAGUUCACUGGGCUCAGGAGCCCCUUGGGUGAGUGUUUGGGGACCACGCCAUCUACUUUUUCCCAGCACUCUACGCAGAUGGGCGGUGAGAUCUGGCUUCAGGACAUCACAGUGUGAAAGGGGGUGGAGGAUGCUGGGUGUUACCUCUGAGCCAUUGAGUCACAGCAUAGUACAAUGCGUUCUAUUUAAUAGACAUCUUGACCUCAUCCAAGAAUAAGGCUUUCUCCCUUUUUAAGGAGAAUAUUUACUACCUGGUGGAUCUCCAGGUGAUUAGAAUUUCUUCACAUUAGGCCUUAAAGUAGACACUGUCCCACUAAUGAGCCCAGGCCCAGGAGAGCAGGCAACACAGAAAUUAGUGCCCUGCCUCUUCCUGUUAUAGAUGAAGAAACUAGACUCUGGGUGGGGGCAGGACGGACCUCCUUGUCCAAAUUUGGAGGCCUCUGAGCAGAGACCCUGGCUACUUUCCACUCUAUGGUGGUUCUUUCCACGAUGACCUUAAAACCAGGGAAGGACAGUGCCACCACCAGUUCAGGGUUCUCACCAAGGUGAGGCUCAAGUUUUUUGUGGUUUUUCUUUUUUUGUUGUUGUUUUGUUUCGUUUGUGGUGCUGAGGAUGGAACCCAGAACCUUACACAAGUGCUUCACCACUGAACUAUACCCCCAACUCAAUUUUUUUGAGGUACUGGUGAUUGAACCCAGGGGUGUUCUGCCAAUGAGCUACAUUGCUAGCACUUUUUAUAUUUUAUUUUGAAACAGGGUCUUGCUAAGUUGCCCAGGCUGGCCUUGAACUUAUAAUCCUCCUGUCUCAGCCCCUGGAGUAGCUGGGACUACAAGUGUGCACCACCACACCUUGACCCAGUUUGACUUUUAAAGAACUCGUAUGCCUCUCAAGUUGGGCAUUAUGUUCUUGAGUACUCAUUAGAAUUGAACUUCCUUAUCUCUAAGUGUGGCCAUUUGUUGUCCAAAAUAUUGGGAUGGUAGCACCCUGAUAUACUCCACAACAGAAUGAGACCAACCUGGGAAUCUGGAGACAUGAGAUCCAUGCAGUUCAUCCUGGCUUGCUGUGUGACCAUAGGCAGGUGGCCUUCACUCCCUGGGCUUCUACACCCACAUCCGAAUAGGAAGGGAGUGAAACUAGAUGAAUGAUUUUCAAACUUUAAAACAUUAGGAUCCCUUCUUUGAAUAAAAUGAGAAUUGAAAUUGAUCAAAUCAGAAGCUAUCCUUGGCUACUGGUGGGUGGGGCUGCUCUUGCUACCGGGGGCGGGAAACUUGUUCACAUCCCCACCUCCCUCAGCACCUCCUGCCCUUUUCAUCUCCCACUGUUAUGAUUAUUUCCACAUCUGAGAGUCUGCCUUUAGUUCCACUGUAAGUUGAAUGGCUUAGAGAUGACUUGGUCAGACACUUCAAUUAUGUCAGAAGAAAUGGGCAUACCGUGACUCUGGAGAAGGUAAUAGAACCACAUCUGAUAAGAAGCACAUUCUGUGAAAUCAGUUGAAUCAUCAAAUCUUGCUCAUCACCAGUGGCAAUAAGGUGCAUUAACAUGACUGUUCAAACUAAUGGUUUUUUGAAUUGAGAACUCCAAGUCCUCUUUAAAGACCAAGAACAUGUGCUGAACUGCAGGUCUCAUUUGGAAGCACGAUUCACACACCACCACCCCCAAGCUUGUGUUUUUUUUCUACCCUAUUUUCAUAGAUGCUGUGGUGUCACAAUCCCUGCACCCUAAAAAUAAAUAUUUUUAAGGAUGGUC
This is a messenger RNA of Heterocephalus glaber (naked mole-rat), 3343 nucleotides long. RefSeq names its product insulin like growth factor binding protein like 1 (gene Igfbpl1). Lineage: Eukaryota; Metazoa; Chordata; Mammalia; Rodentia; Bathyergidae. Gene Ontology annotation, molecular function: insulin-like growth factor binding. Gene Ontology annotation, biological process: regulation of cell growth; regulation of signal transduction. The record is from RefSeq and is a predicted model, not a curated record. Gene Ontology annotation, cellular component: extracellular region.